AUGUACACGUGUGAUUUUCUAAUAUUUAUUGGUAUUUUAUGGUCUUUAUCAUUGAUUGAUGCUAAACGACGAGGUCAAUCACAACAUAAUUUGGGUGAUUUUUGCAUUCCAGGUACAUGUACUAGUUUGAAUUCCAAUUGUAAACGUGUUGGAGGAAGUGCAUUUCGAUGUGUUUGUAAAGAUCAAUAUAUAUCUGUGAAUAAAACUCAUUGUGUUAGAGUUAUUAAUGCAUCAAUGGAUUCAACAUGUGUUUCAUGUAUGGAACGUGGUGGUGUUUGUUUAGAUGAAGAUUCUGAUAAUUAUAUGGAUAAAUGUUUUUGUCAAAUCGAUAGUGAUUUAUGUCAUGAUCGAACAACAGUAUCAUUAAUACCAAUGACAGAAUCGUUAGAAAAUAUACCAAUUGUAACACCAUUAUUACCAAGUCAAUCUGUUCGACAAGGUGAUCUUAUACUUGGUUUAUAUGAUAUAAAUCAACAACGUUUAAUUGAUAAUGGUGGUUCAGUUUUUAUUGGUGAUCGUCUUUUUAUUGAAAUAAAAUAUCGAACAGUUGAACACAAUCCUGAUCGUCAUCAAAUUAUAGCUGAAAAUUGUUCAAUAGCAUCAAGUGUAUCUGAUAAUGAAAUAAAAUUAGAAAAAAUUCCUCUAUUAACAAAUCGUUGUCCAUCAUUAGAUUCACGUUUAUCAAUACGUUUUCAACGUAUUGAUCCAGAUCAUAUUAAAAGUACUAUAUUUCAAAUGCAUAAAUUUGAUACAACAUCAAUUGUUUAUUUACGUUGUUCAAUAGCAAUAUGUUAUGGUCGAAUAGAAAAUUGUCAAGAACGUUUAUGUCCAGAAAUACGACGAUCAUCAACAUUAAAUCGUAAUUCAAUGAAUAUAAUUAAUUCAUCAUUAACAUCAACAACUGAUUAUGCUCCAUUUGAUUAUAUUGAUGAAGAUGGUGCAAGUGUUAUUGCACUACGACGACGAAAACGAGACGAUAUUGAUGAAGAACAAGCAAAACAAAAAUUAGCUAGAUUAUUAUCUGAUUUAACUUGGUCAAUAGAUCAAUCAUCAACAAAUAAUCUAUUUGAUGAAAAUAAUAAUUCUGGUUAUUAUGAAAUACGACAAGUACAACAACAAUUUACUAUUGAAUUACCAUUACCACAGCCAGCACAAAAAUCUAAAACAACUUAUGAAGCUCUUUAUAGUCGUUCAUCAUUAGCAAGUCAAGGUGGUAUUGAACGAUCAACUGUUAUUGCUACUAUUUCAAUUAUAUUUAUUAUUGGUAUAUCAGUUUCAUUAUUUGUUGUUUAUCGAGCUUGUUAUGUUGAAUAUGCACAACGAAGAUAUGGUUCACCAUCAUUUGCUGGUUUUGGUAAUGGUGGUGAAUCAAUCUAUGCUGGUAUAAGAAGUACAUCACAAGUUUGUCGUUAUGAUAUGGGACGUCGAUCUGAACAACGUUUUGAUGAAAGUUUGUUUGCUACAAAUGUGGAACCAAUAAGUGCUUAUCGACGACAAUAUUAA
Molecule: messenger RNA, 1503 nt
Organism: Rotaria sordida
Lineage: Eukaryota; Metazoa; Rotifera; Eurotatoria; Philodinida; Philodinidae
Source: the annotation of a GenBank genome assembly